This is a messenger RNA of Mytilinidion resinicola, 966 nucleotides long. RefSeq names its product ribosomal protein S2. Gene Ontology annotation, biological process: translation. Lineage: Eukaryota; Fungi; Ascomycota; Dothideomycetes; Mytilinidiales; Mytilinidiaceae. Gene Ontology annotation, cellular component: ribosome; mitochondrial small ribosomal subunit. The transcript has 3 exons. Gene Ontology annotation, molecular function: structural constituent of ribosome. The record is from RefSeq and is a predicted model, not a curated record. The annotation marks the transcript as partial.
CUGCGGCCCCUCAAGCGUUUCGUGUCGUCUGAGGUCGAAUCCGUCGACGCCUCGUUGCAGAACAGCCUCAAGGAGGUGCACUCGAUCGAAGCCCACAUCAACAGCCUCACCGCCGCCCAGGUCUCUCCCAUUGACGACGUCACGCACGCAACAGCCCAGCCAGCUGCAGUCUCGGCUGAAGCCGCCGAAUCCUACCUGCUCUUCAAACAUCGGGGUACCCAGAUUGGGGCCGUCGGUUCCAUUGUUGCCCCCCAUUACCAACCCCAUACCCUCCUAAGCAACCCGCCCUCCCCGGCCGAUGUCACUCUCGAGCUCCUCCUUGCGUCUGAAGCCCAUCAGGGCCAUGCCACGGCUCUCUGGAAUCCCGCCAAUGCUCGCUACAUUCACGGUAUCCGCCAGGGCACUCACAUCAUAUCCCUGGACCAGACUGCCGCCCACCUGCGACGGGCUGCCAAGAUUGUGACAGAGGUUGCAAGGCGUGGUGGUCUCAUACUCUUCGUCGGGACGCGUGCCGGUCAAGACCGCUGCGUUGUCAAGGCUGCACAGCUCGCACAAGGCUGCCACUUGUUCGAGAGAUGGAUCCCGGGCAGCAUCACCAACGGACAGCAGAUCCUCGGGAAGUGUCGUACCAAGGUAGUGAACGAGAAGGACCAGGAGGUGCCAGGCUUCGAAGACCAGCUUUACGAUCGUUCCGUGCUCAAGCCGGAUCUAGUCGUGUGCUUGAACCCCAUGGAGAACUACGUACUUUUGCGCGAAUGCGGUGACCACUCCAUCCCAACAAUUGGCGUCAUCGACACCGACGCUGACCCUACGUGGGUCACCUACCCAAUUCCUGCAAACGAUGAUAGUUUGCGAUGCAUCCAAGUCAUUUGCGGCGUUCUCGGUCGCGCUGGCGAACAAGGCCAAAAGUUCCGUCGAAAGGCAGCGGAAAGCGGCAUAGUAACCUAUGCUCCAGCUUCCGACUUG